UUCAACCUUUAACCUCUUGUGGACGACAGCGUCCCACUCCCCUUCUAUGACACGCGCUCAGGAGCUGAGCGCAGGUCACAGCUGGGUGGUCCUGGCGGCUAUCUGCCACCAGGACCCAUCUCUAAUGCCAGACAUCACCGAUCACGGUGAUGCCCGGCUUUAACCCCUUAGACUUGAUUGUAGCGUCUAAAAUGCAAGUAAAAAUGUCCCGGCAGCUCUGUGAAACUGGAACCGCUGCAAAAAUGAGCAAACUUUUUUUCUGGUUCUUUAUGGCAACUCUACUUAUCCUUGUUGUCAUGAGGUUCUCCUAUAUUUACCACUCCAAGCUGGACAUUAACAUGUUUAUGACCGCGAUUAGAGAACGGACUUUGAAGAACAUUAUGGAAGACAAACCUCCCAGAAAGGAGUUAGAGCCAGUAAUAAGCAAACCCAAACCACUGACGGGUAUGUGGACUGUCAAUGCCAUUGGACGUUUGGGCAACUUAAUGGGCGAGUAUGCAACACUAUAUGCCCUUGCUAAGAUGAAUGGCCACCAAGCUUACAUUGAGCCAAAUAUGCACAACCAGCUGUCAAAGAUCUUUAAGAUUAGAUUACCUGUGCUUCACCAAGAUGUCAUAAACCGCAUCAAAUGGAGAUGUUUUGGACUACACGACUGGAUGUCUGAUGAGUACAGACACAUUGAAGGGGAAUAUAUCAGCCUUGGAGGUUACCCGUGUUCAUUUACUUUCUACCACCAUAUAAGAGAUGAGAUUCUUCGAGAAUUUACUUUCCAUGAUUUUAUUAAAGAGGAGUCUAACGCUUAUCUUGAAAAAAUUCGAGGAGACAAGAAGAACGUCACCUUUGUCGGGGUUCACGUUCGGAGGGGAGACUAUGUGUAUGUUAUGCCAAACUCCUGGAAAGGGGUGAUUGCUGAUAAAGGUUACUUGCAAAAAGCCACGGACUACUUCAGAAAUAAGUAUGAGAACCCUCUCUUUGUGGUCACCAGUAAUGGGAUGGAUUGGUGUAAAGAGAAUAUAGACAAUUCAUUGGGUGAUGUCCACUUCGCUGGAGAUGGACAGGAGGGCUCGCCUGCUCGGGAUUUUGCAUUGCUGGCACAUUGUAACCACACCAUCAUGACCAUAGGAACGUUUGGUAUUUGGGUGGGUUACUUGGUAGGAGGAGAAACAGUCUACUUAACCAACUACACUUUACCUGACUCGCCCUUCCUUAGACUUUUUAAGUAUGAAGCUGCUUUUCUUCCAGAAUGGAUCGGGAUUCCGGCGGACCUUUCACCACUUCUUAAUAAGACCAAUCCUAAAUAAGUGCUCACCUAGUUGUCAGUAAGGCCGUUAGGACAAUCUUUAUUAGGAGAAAAAUUAUGAGGUGCUUUAAAAGGUAAAAAUACCGUUCACAACAGAAAGUAAAAUAAUACCUUCAAGCACAUUGAUUCAAAACCCUGGUGCUGGAGCAAAUUUCAAUAACAUUUAAUACCAGUAUAAGGCUAUGUUUACAUUUGUGUCCGAAAAGAAUAUUACCAUUUUGCAGGUUAUUGCUGUGGGUUAUUGCACAUUUUUUAAAUAAUUUCUUUCACUUAUAAGCCAUGUUUACACACUAGUUGUUAUUUUAUUUUUCUUACAGUGAACACGACCACAAAUAAUUUUAACAACUGUAAGGAAUUACAACUCAUUGGGGAGAUUUAUCAAAACCUGUCCAAAGGAAAAGUUGCCCAGCUGCCCAUAGCAACCAAUUUUUAACAAGGCCCCUGUAAAAUGAAAGAAGGGAUCUGAUUGGUUGCUAUAGGCAACUGGACAACUUUUUCUUUACACAGAUUUUGAUAAAUCGCUUGUUUUACACAGUGUAAACAUAGCCUUAGUAGGUAUAUAAAAAAAAAGAGAGUAGACGCCCAAUUGAAAUAAAUAAAUGUAAGAAUAUUUUUGAUAAUCUUACAAAAUCCCAACAUUUUACAUUCAGUGUUUCCUCUUUAACAAUAUUAU
Molecule: messenger RNA, 1973 nt
Organism: Hyla sarda
Lineage: Eukaryota; Metazoa; Chordata; Amphibia; Anura; Hylidae
Product: galactoside alpha-(1,2)-fucosyltransferase 2-like
Exons: 2
Coding region: 150-1301 (383 amino acids)
Biological process (GO): carbohydrate metabolic process
Cellular component (GO): membrane
Molecular function (GO): galactoside 2-alpha-L-fucosyltransferase activity
Source: RefSeq, a predicted model, not a curated record